AUGGCCGUUGCGCGAGCCUCUUCCGACCGCUCCGACGUUGAGCAUGUCUCCCCUGAGAAGGAGUCCGUCGUUCAUGACGAGUUUCAACGCGAUGGCGGCAUGAGACCUGAAGAUGUUGAGUUUCUCGCCAACUUCUCGGAGGAAAGUAAGAAGAAGGCCGUUCGUAAGGUCGAUUACCGCCUCAUCCCGAUGCUGGUGCUUCUUUACCUCAUGGCCUACCUUGAUAAGACAAACAUUGGCAAUGCCAAGAUCGAAGGGUUGCUCGAUACUCUCGGCAUGACUGGCGUAGAAUACAAUGUGGCUGUCUCUGUCUUCUUCAUCCCUUUCGUCCUAGCCGAAGUCCCGAGUAACAUGGUCCUUCACCUCUUCAAGAGGCCCUCGCUUUACAUUGGCGGCAUCGUUACGUGCUGGGGCAUUGUCAUGACGUGCAACGGUGUCGUUCAGAGCUACGGUGGUCUGAUCGCAGUGCGAAUCUUUCUUGGGCUCUUCGAGUAA
Messenger RNA from Colletotrichum spaethianum, 495 nucleotides. Its product is annotated as major facilitator-type transporter hxnP. NCBI's taxonomy places the organism in Eukaryota, Fungi, Ascomycota, Sordariomycetes, Glomerellales, Glomerellaceae. Gene Ontology annotation, cellular component: membrane. The record is from RefSeq and is a predicted model, not a curated record. The coding region runs from base 1 to 495 and encodes 164 amino acids. Gene Ontology annotation, molecular function: transmembrane transporter activity. The transcript has 2 exons.